AUGGCGGCAGAAUCCGACUACAUUUUGCUUGAGUCGAUAAGGCGACACUUACUAGGGGAAUCGGAGUCGUGGCUCAGCGAGUCGACGGCGAGUUCGGUGGCUCAGUCUGGUACGACCGUUAAACCGGUGUACGGAAGAAACCCUAGCUUCAGCAAGUUGUACCCUUGUUUCACUGAGAGCUGGGGAGACUUGCCGUUGAAAGAAAACGACUCGGAGGACAUGUUGGUCUACGGUACCCUUAACGACGCAUUCCACGGCGGAUGGGAGCCGUCAUCUUCAUCCUCCGACGAAGAACGAAGCUCCUUUCCGGUGGUUAAAACCGAGAAGUUCACGGCGGUGGAUUCUGUUCCAGCGAAGAAGAAGAGUCAGGUUAAGGCUCCGGAGAAAGGGAAGCAUUAUAGAGGAGUGAGGCAGAGGCCGUGGGGGAAGUUCGCGGCGGAGAUAAGGGAUCCGGCCAAGAACGGAGCUAGGGUUUGGUUGGGGACGUUUGAGACGGCGGAAGACGCUGCGUUGGCUUACGACAGAGCUGCUUUCAGGAUGCGUGGUUCCCGCGCUCUUUUGAAUUUUCCGUUGAGGGUUAACUCGGGAGAACCCGACCCGGUUCGGGUUAAGUCAAAGAGAGGUUCUUGCUCUGACAACGGAGCUACGAAGCGGAGAAGAACGGUGGCUUCUGGUAACGGCGUCGGUCAAGGAGCAGAUAUGGGGUUGAAGGUCAAGUGUGAGGUUGUUGAAGUGACACGUGACGAUCAUUUAUUUGUUCUUUAGUUUUGUAAUUUUCUUUGUUGGAUAAAAUUUUACCUAAAAAUGGUGGAGAAACUGAAGAGUGGGAAAUAAAUCAUUUAUUUAAAUGUUUAACCUUCUUCUUCCAAUCAUCCAAUUAUUAGUAGGGUAAAAAAGAAUUGACAGGAAAUAACAUUCAUAGAAAACAAAAUAUCUAUCAAAUAUACAUAUUUGUUGUGGAAUAAAGAAGGUUUUUGUAACUCUGUAUAUCUUAUUC
Messenger RNA from Eruca vesicaria subsp. sativa (arugula), 997 nucleotides. Lineage: Eukaryota; Viridiplantae; Streptophyta; Magnoliopsida; Brassicales; Brassicaceae. The record is from the annotation of a GenBank genome assembly.